GCAGGAGCCAACAGACACCUCCUUUACAACAGGACACUGAGGAGACCACAGCUGGAAAAAUGGCUGGGCCAAAGCCGCGUAUCAUCAGUUUGACCAAGCGAGAGAGCCAGGGUUAUGGCUUCUACCUUCGCGUGGAGCACGGCGAGGAGGGUCACCUGAUCCGAGCGCUGGAGAUGGGUGGUGCUGCAGAACUGGCUGGUCUGAAGGAUGGAGACCGGAUACUGAGAGUCAAUAACACAUUUGUGGAUAAUCUUGAGCACACUCAGGUUGCAGAUUUGGUGAGGAACAGUGGCAUGAGCGUCACAUUGCAUGUGCUUGGAGAAGAGGCCUAUAAGACAGCAAAAGCCAACAAUGUGAAUCUUGCUGACCUUCAGUCCUUGCCAGGUCAAAGCCAGCCCACCAUGAACGGAGUGUCUACACCAGCUGCUAAAGCCAAACUGUGUUAUCUGCAAAAAUCCAGCAGUGGAUUUGGUUUCUCCUUAAAGUCCACCAAGGGGGCUCAUGGCAUAUUCAUGGUAGACGUGGUGUCAGGAGGAGUGGCAGAUCAGGCAGGUGUGAAGCUCGGUGAUCGCCUAGUGGAGAUCAACAGUGAAAAUGUUGAGCAUCUCGUACAUGAUCAGAUUGUGCAAAAAGUGAAAGCAGCAAGUGACAGAUUAAUGCUUCUGCUGGUGGAUGAAGAAGCUGACAGAUAUUUCAAGAGCAAAAACAUUCAACCAGGUGUUUCUCAUGCCACAGUCAAACACCUCCCGCAUAAGCCGCGCAUUGCAGACAUGAUCAAGAGAGCCGAUGGCUAUGGCUUCAUGCUGAAGGAAGAUCCUAAACGUAAAGGUCAUUGCAUUGGAGAAAUUGACAAAGGAAGCCCCGCGGAGCGCGCCGGAAUGAAAGAUAUGGACCGACUAGCGGCUGUGAACGGUGAGGAUAUCGAAAACUGCAAACAUGAGCAGGUAGUGGAAAAAAUAUGCCAAGGAAACAAAUGCUGCCUCCUGGUGCUAGACGCUGAAACUGACAAGAUCUACAAAUUGGGUGGGGUUUCUCCACUUCUGUACUGGGAGGAAAUGAGAGGAUCUCUGCCCGGAUAUCCAGACAAUGAAGCUGUAGCAAUACCUGCUGUGGCUGCAGCUGUACCUGCAGCCGUAGUCGCAGCCACACCCGCACCUGCAGCCACACCUGCACCUGCAGCCACACCCACACCUGUCCCAGCAGCAGCUGAACCAGCAGAUGUUGACCACAAACCCAAACUGUGCCGGCUGGAGAGAACUUCUGCUGGGUUUGGCUUCCAUCUCAAUGGCAUCCAGGGUGUUCCCGGGCAGCACAUUCAAGAGGUGGUGAAAGGUGGAGCAGCAGACAGAGCUGGGCUGGUGGAUGAUGAUGUUGUUGUGGAGGUGGAUGGAGUGAAUGUGGAGAUGAGCACACAUGAGGAGGUUGUGAACCUCAUCCGCAACAGUGGAGACACGCUGGUCCUUCUGGUGGCCGACAGAAAAGCCUAUGAGCAUCUCAAAGCAAAAGGGAUUCCCAUCACCCCUCAGCUGUUGAAUAAAGAGCCCGCUGCUGAUGUCCCGGCACCAGCUUACACACAGGUGGAUGGGAGGAAAGACACAGAAAAGGACAUCGAAAAACCGGCCACUCCACCUGCUCCAACACGUUCAAGGUCUUCAUCAUCUUCCUCCUCCUCCUCAUCAUCAUCCUCAGCAUCAGAUGACAGUGAGGACGAAAGACUCUAGAGCAAACUUUGACACCAACAGAUCUUCACUGCUGUGAUUUACUGACAGGUCGAUGCACUUACCUGAUCAACUAAAUACUGUACAAUCUGUCAAGGGGGAAAUCUCCAUUUGAACAAGAGACUGUAGAACAUUAAUUAAAGGAUUAAUGGAAACUCUAGUAUUUCUAAUGUGAAUUCAUCUAGCUACGAUUAGUGAAGGUAUCUAAUCCAUUGGGGAUCUACAACAACAAAUAUAUAUUUAAACGUCCUUUCUUAUACUUUUAAUGCACAAAAUAUUCAAUUCCAAGCAGAAAGUGUCUUUUUUUCAUUUUCUGGUAGAUGCAAAUUAAAUAAAACCUGCUGCUCUUUAUUUGUUGUGACUUCAAAUCUAAUUCUGUGAAAACAUCUUAUUUUAAUGGUUCGUUCAGUACGUUUUAGCAAGUAUUAGCAUCAUUGUUAUUUGUGUAUGUAAUGUAUUAGCACAAUAUAUUAUGUUAAAAAUAUACAGAUACUAGUGAAAAGAUCCACACAAUCAUUACUUAUCUUUCCUGUUAAACAAAAAAAAAAAAAAGUAGGAGGAUUAUCCCAUGUCAUUAAAUAUUUCCAACUUUUUG
Messenger RNA from Danio rerio (zebrafish), 2313 nucleotides. RefSeq names its product PDZ domain containing 1 (gene pdzk1). The record is from RefSeq and is marked validated. NCBI's taxonomy places the organism in Eukaryota, Metazoa, Chordata, Actinopteri, Cypriniformes, Danionidae.